Vigna angularis (adzuki bean) is the source of this 573-nucleotide messenger RNA. RefSeq lists its product as uncharacterized. Bases 1 to 573 code for a protein of 190 amino acids. The transcript has 3 exons. Gene Ontology annotation, molecular function: nucleic acid binding. Lineage: Eukaryota; Viridiplantae; Streptophyta; Magnoliopsida; Fabales; Fabaceae. The record is from RefSeq and is a predicted model, not a curated record.
AUGGUUGGCUCCGAACAGCCCAAGAGUUGGAAUUUGGUGUUGCCUUGGGCUGAGUAUUGGUACAACACUACUUACCAAGGCGCAUCCAAAUGCACACCCUUUCAAACUGUAUAUGGAAGACCUCCUCCCACACUGACACGUUACAUACCGGGAGAAACUGUAGUGGAUGCAGUCACCCAGGAUUUACAAACCCGUGAUGAGGCAUUGAAGCAAUUGAAAUAUCAUUUGGCACGUGCUCAAGAUCAGAUGAUCCAUUAUGCCAAUAAGAAGAGGGUGGUAGUCAAGAUUAAGGAAGGACCAGUUGCUUUUUGGCUGCAGUUACCAGAAACUUCAAGAAUACACCCUGUAUUCCAUGUUUCUCAGUUGAAGCUAGCUGUAGGAGACCAUCGGGUGGAGGAAGCUUUACCAACUGAAUUGCAGGAAGGCAGACACAUGUACAUCCCUCUGAAGGUGCUACAACGCAAGAACCAGCAGCAACACGGGAAGGAGGAGCACUAUAUCUGCCAACAGUUCUAUAAUUUCAACCUUGAGGACAAGGUUGAUGUUGGAGAGAGGGUAAUAUUAGACCAUUAA